AUGCUUAAGAAGUUUGGAGUCCAAGGCGUCAAAGUUCAGGAGAUAGUUUCGUUAGAUGAUGAGAUACUUGCAUUCCUGCCUCGACCCGUCUAUGGAUUGAUCUUCCUAUUCAAAUGGAUUGAGGAGGACUCCGAGAAGCAAGAGCAAAGUUGUCCCAAAGGUGUUUGGUUUGCCAACCAAACCAUCAACAAUGCGUGUGCGAGUGUUGCAUUGCUGAACAUUGUCAACAACGUUCCAAGCAUUGACUUAGGGGAAAGUCUUCAUGCAUUCAAGAUGUUUACCGCCAAUUUCACCCCAGCUUUACGGGGUGACGCUAUAGGGAAUUUCGAUUUCGUCAAAGAAGUCCACAACUCAUUUGCUAGACAAAAGACCGAGACUCAGAGUAUCGGCAGGAAAAUGGACAUGCUGAAUGCAGACCUCCUCCUCAAGAAUGAAGCUACAGCGAAGAAAGGUAAGAAAAGAACAACAGAUCAGGACGAGAGCGAAGGGGGUUUUCAUUUUAUCGCCUUCAUGCCUAUCGACGACCAACUUUGGAAGCUUGAUGGACUUGAACGCCAACCAAUGAGUCUCGGCUCAGUGCAGGGUGACUGGCUCAGUCAAGCAAAGCCCGACAUCGAGGCUCGUAUGGCCCAGUAUGAAGAGGGACAGAUCGAAUUUGCCAUUCUAAGUCUCGUCCGGGAUCCGUUGCUCGAGACAAUUCCUGCUCUCGCUAAAAACGUAAAAGCCAUCAAUGCAUUAUCGAUUCGGUUGGACAUUGUCAAGCCGGGAUGGAAAGACUUCGUCGACUCCUCGACCAACGGUGAAAUUGCGGGAACAGAUAGCUUGAUCGGUAACACCAACUUGGCUUAUGGCCUCACGCAAGAGAUGCUUGAUCAGGCUGAACAGUCCCAAGCUGUGAUGGCUCUCUGCCUAAGUGAUAUCGCAUCAGAUAUCCUCGGGCACCGUGAGCAAUUGGUCACCACACAAGCGGGUUUACGAAUGUCGAUCAGAGAAGAGAUGCAAUCAAAUCAGUCGGACGAGGAAAGAGCUGCAGCUCGAACCUGUGAUUACGGAGCAAGGAUGCAAAGAUUCGUGAGAAAAAUGAGGGUCAGGCAGCAGUCAUCAAAAGAAGCGUAG
Messenger RNA from Letharia lupina, 1116 nucleotides. RefSeq lists its product as uncharacterized. Gene Ontology annotation, cellular component: cytoplasm. The record is from RefSeq and is a predicted model, not a curated record. The coding region runs from base 1 to 1116 and encodes 371 amino acids. The transcript is spliced from 5 exons. NCBI's taxonomy places the organism in Eukaryota, Fungi, Ascomycota, Lecanoromycetes, Lecanorales, Parmeliaceae. Gene Ontology annotation, biological process: protein deubiquitination; ubiquitin-dependent protein catabolic process. Gene Ontology annotation, molecular function: cysteine-type deubiquitinase activity.